This is a messenger RNA of Durusdinium trenchii, 390 nucleotides long. The record is from the annotation of a GenBank genome assembly. Lineage: Eukaryota; Dinophyceae; Suessiales; Symbiodiniaceae.
AUGUCACCCAAGAAGGUGGGCGAUGAUAUCGUGAAGGGCACCAGCCAGUGGAAGGGCAUCCGUGUGACCGUGAAGUUGACGAUUCAGAACCGCCAAGCCAAAGUGGACGUGGAGCCAAAUGCAACGAGCCUCAUCAUCAAGGCCUUGAAGGAACCUUUGCGUGAUCGAAAGAAGACCAAGAACAUCAAGCACACUGGUAACCUCACGAAGAACGUCUUCCUGGACAUUGUCCGCCAGAUGCGCAAGAAGAGCUUGGCCAAGGAGUUCAAAGGCACCGCCAAGGAGAUCCUGGGCACCUGCUUCGCCGUGGGUUGCACGGUAGAUGGCCAGAAGCCCGGAUCCCUCCAGCAGGCCAUCGAUGAUGACGAAUGGGAACUCCCAACCGAGUGA